UAAUAACUGGUGCUAUCCAGAUCCAGCCCAAUAAAUGCAUUACAAAUUGAAACUUGUGAACCCCCACUUAACAUUAGACGUCAACUUCUUGCUGACAGAUAUCUAUUCCGUUUACUUCAAUUUUCCAACCAUCUACUAUAUAAAAAUAAGUCGGGUUUUCCUUCCUGACGCUAUAACUCCAGAACGCACGAACCGAUUUCCACGGUUUUGCAUUCGUUGGAAAGGUCUCGAGCUCCGUGAGGUUUAUAGUAAAGAAAAUUCAGGAUAAAUUUAAAAAAAAAUCGUUUUCUUUUAAUCACAAAACGAAAUGUUACAUAAAACGAAGCUAUCUGGUGGCGAAACGGAGUUCGCUAGGUUUGCUAGUCCUCUUAUAAAUGUUCUUUGUUCUUUGAAUGAAGAAAUGAAAUCAGCAAGUUACUGGACACACAAAUCUCUCUCAUGUUUGAUAGUUAGUUAUCGAAAGUAUGUAUUCGUAUUCUUAUUACGCACGCAACAUGAAUCCAAAAAGUCCUGAAGCAAGAAAUAGAGACGGAAGCCCAUUUGAAGGAAUGAUGAUAACAGAUUCACAGCCUCUAGAUGCAUUGAAAAGCCGAAGUUCCUGCCCUAAAUGCGGCAAAUCCAGAAUGUAUUUUUGUUACACUUGUUACGUUCCAGUGUUGCAGCUGGAGGGCUGCAUACCUAAAUGUAAACUACCAAUAAAAGUGGAUAUAAUCAAACAUAAACGAGAAAUUGAUGGAAAAAGUACAGCAGCGCACGCUGCUGUCUUGGCUCCGGACGAUGUAAACAUAUACACUUAUCCUCAUGUACCACAUUAUUACUUAGAUAACAGAACAGUUUUACUAUAUCCUGGUACAGAAGCAAAAACUGUUCGUCAAUUAUUUACUGGUGAAUCAAAUAAUGUUUCAUACAAUGAAAGUAUCCUUUCAGAACUGCCUUACGGGUUUAAUGUAGGUACUCUCAUGACUAAAAUAAUAGGUGAUAAUUUUCAAUGUGAAGAUAUAUAUCAUAACAAAGAAUUACCUGUUGAUAAAGUAGUUUUAAUAGACAGUACAUGGAAUCAAAGUCGAGGGAUAUUUGCUGAUAAAAGACUGAACACAUUACCUAAAAUUGUAUUACAAAAUAGACCCUCCCAAUUUUGGCGUCAUCAGAAGGGAAGUCCACGUUGGUAUUUGUCCACUAUAGAGGCUGUACAUCAACUAAUGUUAGAAUUACAUUUAUGUGCAUGGGGACGCAGUGUUGAUUACAAAUCUUCUCUUACUAUGCAUUACCCUGUUCAUGAAUCUAAUAUUGAACACUCACAUUGUACACCUUAUGAAGGGCAAUAUGAUAACUUACUGUAUUUUUUUAAAUUUAUGUAUGAAAAACUGCACACACUAUACAAACAUGAAGAUAUGUUAGCUUAUAAGAGACCUAUGUUAUAAUAAAAAAAUAACCUAAG
Messenger RNA from Chilo suppressalis (striped riceborer), 1438 nucleotides. NCBI's taxonomy places the organism in Eukaryota, Metazoa, Arthropoda, Insecta, Lepidoptera, Crambidae. The record is from the annotation of a GenBank genome assembly.